Messenger RNA from Chaetomium globosum CBS 148.51, 2151 nucleotides. RefSeq lists its product as uncharacterized. The transcript has 4 exons. Bases 1 to 2151 code for a protein of 716 amino acids. The record is from RefSeq and is a predicted model, not a curated record. Gene Ontology annotation, molecular function: triacylglycerol lipase activity. Lineage: Eukaryota; Fungi; Ascomycota; Sordariomycetes; Sordariales; Chaetomiaceae.
AUGCCCCCAUCACAUUAUCCGACGCCUCCGGCCGAGGAGGGCGAUUCCCCGCAAUUGGAUGCUUCCGAGGAAGAAGAACUGGAUGUUGACCAGGACGAUGCCCAGUCGUUCCUCCAACCGGCAAUCAGCCCUUUGGCAACCCUUCUCACUUCACCCAAGACUCCGACGGCCGAUAAAGUCGCCGCUUUCGAGCGCCAGUCUGCAGGAAUCUUCGAGAUGUUAGAGAGUGAUGAGCCGAACCAAGACCGGCAGACGGUGCCAGUGCCUGCCAGUAUGCCGAAGGCGCCCGAUAGUGCAACCGAAAGCCAGUCCCCAGUGGUACUUCCGGCGCCGUGGCAAGCUGGGCCGAAGCAGUUCAUGGUUUCCGAACACGGCCGGUUUCGAUCAUCCAUGGCCGCGGCAUUCCAGACACAAUCGAGACAGCAUCGCUCUCAGUCGGCCGGAGAGAGUGCACUAAAAAGACUCUCAAAGGCCUUACCAUCCAUCUCGAUCCCCUCUGGUCUCAUCCCAAACAUUCCGACACCUACAUUCUUCUCUUCCAGCGCGAGCUCACCACAGAAAGACACGCACACAUCGCAAUCCCAGAGGUCGACGGAGCUUUUAUCCCCUCUCACUCCCUUUCCGGGCCUUGUCGCUCCCCAUGCGAGCCCUCUCCGGCCUGAUUCGGCAAGACCUCGCACCCUACGGCACACGACUUCGGACGACUCACUUCUCUACCACACGCUAUCCCGCGUAUCUUCACUCGGGGACGACGAACGCUUUGUCCAUGUCCGCGAGCAAGUGAAUGUGCGAAUCAAGGCCAUCAAGGACAGCUUCGAUGGCCCAUCGUUCAAGUUACCCCAGAUGCCGAGUAGGUUGUCCGUUGUAUGUGCACCUCCAUGGCUACAUGGACUGACCAGGCCAGGUUUGCUUAACACGCCGCUGAAGAAGUCGGCAAACGAUCCCACGCCAGGCGUACACUCGUCGGGCUCUGCGCAGCAUGGCCAGCGUGUCAGCCAAGACCCUCUGGACGCGGUGCUCGAGUCUUUGACCGGGGACAUUGUGGUUAUGGGCGGGUACAGGGGUUCGAUUUUGCGGUCAGCGAAGGCCCCGCACAGGCGAUUGUGGGUGCCGGUCAAGGUUCAGCUGGGAGUCCGAAAGGUCAACCUGGAGGUCGGACUAGAUCCUGAGGAUGAGGAGAACAUGGAGAAGAGCAUAAUUGCGGACGGCAUGCUCAAGAACGUUGGCCCAGUCGACAUCUCGAAGCGGCUUUUUAGGAAGUUGAGGGAGUGCGAGAACGCUCGCACUGGAAAGCUGAGGGUGCACGACUACGGUUACGACUGGCGGCUCAGCCCCCAUUUGCUGUCGAGGAAGUUGGUCCAGUUCCUCGAAAAGCUGCCCUCAAACCAACCGGGUGUCCCGAAAGAACAGCGCGGUGCCCUUGUUAUUGCGCACAGUCUUGGCGGCGUCAUUACACGGCAUGCCGUGAAUCAGCGGCCUGAGCUCUUCUCGGGUGUCUUGUACGCCGGCGUGCCACAGCGGUGCAUCAACAUCCUCGGGCCACUCCGCAAUGGCGAUGCCGUUUUGCUGAACGAGAAGAUCCUGACCGCACAAGUCCACUUCUCCCUACGAACAUCCUUCAUCUUCCUUCCAGAAGACGGCUUCGCCUUCGUCGACAAGGCUCAGAACUCAGAGAGGCCAUCUUCAAAGACCGCACCCUCGCACCACAACUCAACGGCUCCUCCGCCGCUGACACCGCCACCACCACCCCCAACAGCGCUCCCGACUCACCCCCCCGACACACCCCCCUCCGCCACCCGCGCCCGCAAUAUCGCCUACCUCACGCGCACCCUCGCCGAGACCAAGCGCUUCCGCGCCGAGCUCGCCCACAACCCCACCCUCCAAGAAGCCAAUGCCUACCCGCCGCUGGCCCUCAUCUACGGGAAGGAUAUCCCCACCACCUACGCUGCGGGCGUGGCCGGGCGCGAGGGCAUUGCCUGCGCCGACGCGUAUGACGAUUUGCUGUUCGCGAGCGGGGAUGGCGUGGUGCUGGCGAGGGAGGCCAUGAUGCCAGAGGGCUAUGAGGUGUCCGAGUGGUGCGAUGGGGAGGGUUGGUGUUUCGAGGCGAUGCAUAUGCAUGAGGCGGUGAGACUUGGACAUCUCGACGCCUAG